Triticum turgidum subsp. durum (durum wheat) is the source of this 417-nucleotide messenger RNA. Lineage: Eukaryota; Viridiplantae; Streptophyta; Magnoliopsida; Poales; Poaceae. The record is from the annotation of a GenBank genome assembly.
AUGGAGGCUCCCCAUGGCGCACCAUCUUCUUUAGACCUGUCUCUGACGCUGGCCCCCAUGCCACCACCUCCAUCCUCCUCUGUUUGGGCUGCAGCAGACGACCUCGCUGCUGCCGGGGACAACGGCUAUGUCCAUGGCCAUGGUGGCGCCUGUGAAGCGAGAUCAUCGAGGCGGCUGUUCUCAUGCCUCUUCUGCGAGAAGAAGUUUGUCAAGUCGCAGGCGCUCGGGGGCCACCAGAACGCGCACAAGAAGGAGAGGGUCGGAAGCUGGAACGCCCACCUCUACCUCCCAGCCGACCACGACGACCCGCCGGCAACCAUAACGACUAGGGCGCCGGCGAGAUGGCCAAAUGCGCCCCUUGACGACGGCGGCGACAAGCAGAUGCAGCGUCAGCUUGAUCUUAACCUUAAGCUCUAG